Messenger RNA from Bursaphelenchus xylophilus (pine wood nematode), 2483 nucleotides. Lineage: Eukaryota; Metazoa; Nematoda; Chromadorea; Rhabditida; Aphelenchoididae. The record is from the annotation of a GenBank genome assembly.
AUGUCCAGAGUUCUGAAAGGCGAUGCUCUUUCUCAAUUCAUUGCCCAUUUUGUGCCUCCUCAAGCCUACUCUUUAGAUACCUUAAUCAAAUUGUCGGUAAGUUGCCGCUGUUAUAAAAAUUUUAGUUUCGAAUUUUCUGGGUUCUCUAUAAAAGCAGUUGAAAAGCUAUUUACUAUACAAUUUUCAGUUCAUAAACAACAGGAUUUGUCAGUCGAUUCAGAACUCGCUAAGAUUAACACGCAUUAGUUUGUCAUUGGGUGGAAAUGAAACGACAUUUGAGGUGUUCUUUGAGCAUCGUAUAUGGAAAUGUAAGUUCCCAUAUACGAUAGUGCAGUAAGCGCCUUAAUUUGGCUAACUUGAUUUGUUUUUUUUGAAGGUGAACCAAAAAGUAUAUACAUCAAUAUCUACGGGUAUAAUAAGCUGGUGCUGACACUGAUCUCAAUGCAUUGCUUGACAAAGAGUAGAGACUCAUUGGAAGCGAGCAUUACAUUACAUCCCAAUGGCCGGACAUUUCAUUUUCUGGACAAUAAAGUCGCUUAUCAGCUUGGACGAACAAUACGAGGUGAGAGGAAUUUGAUGACAAAUUUUUACCUAUGGGUUCUGUAUUUUGAACGAUGACAAAUCGUGUUAGAAAGGUUUCGAUACAUUUUGGCUUACAAGGGAACUACCCCAAGCGCAACGCUCAGAUUUUCUUUAAAUUUUGCCUUUUGGGAAUGGACUAAAUAUCAAUUCCUGAAAGUUUUAGCUCGCGCUUUGCAAGCGCCACCGAGAUAUUGAACGGUAUUUGCCGCCGAGAGAGUACGCUAAAUGCGGAGAGCGGUCAGAGAAAAAAGCGCUUUUUGGCUACAACUUUGCCAGUCAUGUGCGAAAAAAAUUGAUUUUUUGUAGAAACAUUACCCUUUACGGUAGAAAGACGCAUGAAACUUUUUGUGCCGAAAUUCGGCAGAAAGCCUCACAUUUUCGCCGACUUUCGAUUUAAAAAUCUCGGUUGUUUCUGCAAAGCGCGAGCUAGGAUUCUCGCAUAUAUUUUGGAAAAAUUAUUUUAACCUUGUGUCAAGUUUUAUCAAAAUCUGAAUUUGGGGUCCUUUAUAGAUAGGUUUUGUUGAGCGUAGUUUGUUGUAUGGAGAUUUAAAUGUAUUCCCUGUAGUUCAUGAACAAGACUCUUUGCUCGUUAUUUUUAGUGUUUUUCUAUGAACCAACUAAACUACAGCACUUAGACGGCUCACGUAUACAUAAAACAUGUGUUUUCAGAACUGCUUCCCUACGCCAAAAUCAAGCUAGAAGCUCAGACCGGCUACACCCGUCGGACGAUGAUAAUUGGCAGAGUAUUUUGCGAAGAGAUUGCAUCGUUGCUCACGAGCUUUGAAAGCCCUGCAACUGAUGUUUUGUCAAUUUGCGACGCCUCCAACUUGGACAAGUUAUUUGUUAUUCGAUAUGGAAUGUUUUUGAAACCAAAGUUUUGUAAGUAAUAACCAUUCAAAUCGUCAAAAACGCAAUUUAAAUUUUCUACAGAUGCCCCAUUAGUCUUUCAAAUUGGAGCCAAGAAUCUCUGGUGUGAGACCUGGCUCUAUCUCCAUCAUUUUUGUUAUGCUCGGUAAGUUGUUGUGGCUUCUGCUGAGAUUAUAUUUGAAGAUGUGAUGAUAACAAUUUCUUCAGUUUUCCCAUCCAACCCUUGACUGAAAAGAUGGUUUGUGGAAUCAACCUUGAGGUUGACAAGCAUAAAGACUUGUAUCCAAAUGUCUUCAACGAGAUCAAGGAGUCGUUGCCGAAUCUGAACGAGAUCACAAUGUUCAGAGGGAGGGUUGAAGUGGACAAGCCGUAAGUUUGCUAGGCGUUAUAUAGGGGCAUUCCUGAUAGAAAAAGUCGUCAAAAUCUAGUGUGUAAAACUAGUGACAUUAAGUUUGUGGAAGCCCAAAUUAUUAGCAUUUUUUGUCGUUUAGCGGAUAUUUUCAUAGCGGUUUUAGAGGUAAAUUUCAACAGCUCUACAAAGAUUCUAACAGCAAUACAGUCGAAGAGACGGGUGUGUUUUUUCAUACCGUUCUAAUUACCGUCAAAUUUCCGUUAGCAAGCCUGCCUAUAACAAGUUAUUUUCAGGUCCAAAGAAUGAAUAACUGUUAGGCAAAAUAAGGAAAUAUCGCAAUCACAAAAAAUUCGUCUAUAUCCGACUCAAAAAAACUAAAAAUCUGAACAGUAGAUAAAGUUUCAGACACAUCCCACGCGAUCACCGUUACCAACUCGCCAUUGAGAGCAUGUCCUGGCACAUUAACCAGAUUGCCAAUAACUCACAUGUCAUCACCAAGCUUGACAUAAAAUUCCCACUGUACAGGACAGACGACGCUGCCGGAGUGGGAGCGGUUUUGGAGAUAUUUCUACCGGGGCUCACGGAAAUCGAUGAGGAAAAAAAGUCAGCGUUCACAGUCAAAACAUUUGUAUUCUCGAGUAAUUAUACGACCGUAAAGAUUGAAUUGCAGAAAUACAAUUAA